AGGAACCAAUAAGAGUCUCUCUCGGUCGAUUACAAAGUUUCCUUGUCGAACAGUCCCUUUCUGAACUUUCUGCCUGAUGGUAGUGACGCGAUCCAUGUGCGUUUCGCUUAAAAUGAUAGUGCGGGGUAGCUGCAGGCUGGUGCUUUGAUGUAAGUAGAUGAAAAGAUGCAGCUGUAGCUGUCGGAGAAUAGGAAAGGAUGACUUUAUCGAGAUUGGCUUCCUGUAGAGCAGUAGUCCUAAUCUUCUUCCGACUUGCGCUAGUACCCAUAAAAAGUUCCGCAGAUCGGAUAAGAAGUUCUAAGUCUUUCUCUUCUGAAGCGACGGCUGCGACAGCGUUAUUGCCAUCUCUUUUUCCGCUGCAGAAGUUGAACAAUACGACUUUUGAAAAUCAAUAUCAAAAUGGAACAACGAGCUCGUCCGGUCGUGUUGAAUCUGCCUCGACCAGUGGUCAAUCCGAGGAGCCUAGUGAGCAUUGGCAGUCCGCCAACUCCGCAGGCGUUUCCGCGCAGGAUCUGCCGUCCCUGUCGCAGGACGAUGAUCGGGACGAGAGGGAUGAAACAACCAGCAUACCGAAAACGCAUGCUCUCACCUCCAGAAGGGAGGGUGGUAACAAGGAGGUCGUGGAAGAUCCCGCCGUCAGUGGAGCAACCACAGGCGGACCUGCUCCGAAGACUGAAGAACAAGCCACGACCACACUGAGACCACCUGCGUUACUGUCAACAGGCACGAGAACAGACGAACAGCCCCCGUCUGACACGGCUCCACCAACGGGUGCUGAAGUAAAGACGCAUGAGGAAGAUGUCGAAGGAAGUUCUGGUACUCGGGAACCCAAUGAUUCCCCUGCAUCCUCGAGUUCUGCUGCCCCGGCGGUGCACGUGGAAGCAGCCUCCGCAACAGAAAGCGGCGUCUUUCACCCAUCCCAGUGGCUCUCGAACGAAACCGGAGCGAUCUUUUUCCGGCGUUCCCUGCAGCUGGUGUUUUUCGCCUACGCUUUCGUGGGCCUGGCUCUAGCCGCGGACCACUUGUGCAACUCGAUGGAAACGCUGUGCACGCGGAACAAGGUCCCGGAGGAUGUCGCCGGGGCCAGCUUCAUGGCGUUUGGCUCCGCAAUCCCGGAAAUUACCGUGAACGCAAUCUCCACCUAUCGAAGCGCACAGGACCAGACGGAGCAUCAACGAAGUAACGAUGUGACAUAUCUGAGUCUACCGAGAACAACACGCGCACUCACGAAGGAAUCGGCCUUCGGCGAGGACAUUGCGUCCCCGGCCGACCUCGGCGUUGGUGGCAUUCUGGGGUCGGGGUUCAUUGCGUUUCUGCUCAUUCCGACGCUUUGCGUGUGGUUCGCCCCGAAGCGGGAGGCGAACGCACCACGGGCCCUGUUCCUAAAGCGCGGGGUACUGCGGCGCGACGUGUUUUUUUACGCGGCCGCUUUGCUUGUGUUGAACUACGCCCUACAUGAGCGCGAAGCCUCGUGUUUUUCCGCCGUGUCGCUCUUGCUCCUGUACGUGUCCUACCUCGGUAUGCUGGUGCGGGCGCGGCGUCAGUUCCUGCGCGGCGAGGACGACACGGGUACCAGUUCGGAGCCACGGCAGGUGGGUUUUAUCAGUGUGGAGGAGACGGAGCUCAGCCAGCUCGCGAGCAGUAGCAGACCCGGCUUAGAUCCCGGCGGCUCUGCUCAGCAUCAAGAUCAUAUUCAGGUGGUUGACAGCACGUUCACAAGAAGUAGUGCGGAUGUUGGUGCACCUGCUUCUUCAUCGUACUCUGCGUCUGUCCCCGAGGUGCUGAGUUCGUUUCUCUCCAUUGGCUCGGAUUCUUCGACCACCGCGUCCGUGACCGAAGCGCUUAUUUCGCCUAGCACGACGCGGCAGUUACCCGCUCCAGCUUCGACCGACGGAACAGGUUCGGGGUCAACACCCCCUCGGUCGCAAAAGGCGACGGCUCCCAGCGGUACGAGAAAUGCGACGGACUAUAGCCUCAUGGUAGACGAUAAGUAUGCCGCCAUCUACGAUCGCCCGGUUUGUGGCGCACCAGCGGCACAGGCCAGCCCGCUUUCGCCCGAAAGUCAGCACACCGGGUCGACUGGAAGUGCUCGUGAAGCUGCCAUUUUGCGAUUCGACGACGCAGAAGAAGAGGACCUAAUUGAUGACGUCGACAGCGACCUUUUCUACAAUUACGAAGAAAUAAAUGCAGAAGACGUCAACUACAGUGCCCCCACGCGGAGGUUACGGACAUGCGUGCUUGUUCUGUCGAGGAGAUGCGUCAGAGGUUUCAGACGAACGCGCCGGUGUUGUGUGAGGAGGUGGCGCAACUACGUGGCCAGCAGUCGGUGUUGGAAAGGAGUGUGUUGCUUAGGUCCGGGUGCGCCCCCGUCGACCGCCGCCAGCAGGAUUCGGAAGGGCUUGCACCUGUGCCUGCUUCCCGUGGAAUUCGGUCUGCGGGUGACCUGUCCGGACUGCCGCGCCGGAGAGGUGCACGAACGGUAUUACGCCGUGACGUUCUUUGUGUCCUUCUCUUGGAUCAGUUUUUUCUCCUACAUUGUCACCGACGUUUCUUGUGACUGGGUGGACGCGUUGCAGGUCCCCAGCUUGAUGGCGUUUUUCGGCCUCUGUCUGGUGGCAGUCGGCGCGGAGAUUCCGGACACCAUUAAUUCGGUGACGGUGGCGAAGCGCGGACUCGGGUCCAUGGCGGUUUCCGCCUGCGUUGGGUCGCAGAUCGCCAACAUUUGUCUGGGACUCGGCUGCUCCUGGCUGGUGGCCGUGCUCGUCGGCGGCGAGCCCGUGGAGAUCGGGCGACACGACUACCUGGUGCGUUUGGCGGCCAAGUCGCAGCUCCUUAACGUGUUUGUGUUUUACAUCGUCACGGUCGUGCUAGCCUCCAGGCCGGAUGGUACUAUCGUCAUCAAAGGCCCGCACAUGUUCCUCUUUGGCGCGCUCUACGUACUCUGGAUGACCUUGUUCGCGCGGGUAGCUCUUCACGGACGAAUUUUUGAAUAAGGAGAUAACGGCUGAUGCUGUGAAAUAUGAGCGGCGACGCGCCACUCUACUCGUCUCUGUUCCCUGCGCUGUGCGCAGAUCUAACAUCGUGUUGUCGUUCGGCACUCGCCAGCGUCUAGAAGACGUGUUUGGACAGAUAGCGUACACCAUCAUAAAUUUUUCCGACUGACCCCAAAGCGCAGAAACGUUUUUU
Molecule: messenger RNA, 3186 nt
Organism: Amoebophrya sp. A120
Lineage: Eukaryota; Dinophyceae; Syndiniales; Amoebophryaceae
Source: the annotation of a GenBank genome assembly